AUGCCUCGUGCCAAGAAAAACGCAACCACGACCGAGUUAGUCGUAAAGCCUCCACGCAAGAAGCCUGGCCCAGCGCCAAAACCACUAUCAGAGCGCGUCUACAAACCGGCCAAGCCAAUCCAGCGCAUCGAAAACAGCUACUCACAGAGAAGAAAGGAAGAGGUUCUCUUGUAUCUUCUUAAUCACACCAUUUACGACCCUGACAGUUGGAAGUCGGUCAACUGUUAUAGAAAACCCUUCCAGCGAGAUGCCUCAAAGCAUUUCAAGAUACCAGAGGCCACCAUACAUACUUGGUGGAAGAAUAGGACAUCUAUCCUGAACAGGGAGAAGAAGUCAAGGAAGAAGAAGGGCUCAAAGGGCCCACCCGUCUCAGAAGCGGGAGAAACAGCACCGCCAGAGACAGACACAACAGAGUCAGAACCAGCAGACCCAGGGGCAGAGAGCCCAGCCGCAGACAACGAGGGCAACACCGGGUCAAGUGAGAUCCAGGAUGGAUGA
Fusarium keratoplasticum is the source of this 498-nucleotide messenger RNA. RefSeq lists its product as uncharacterized. Bases 1 to 498 code for a protein of 165 amino acids. The record is from RefSeq and is a predicted model, not a curated record. Lineage: Eukaryota; Fungi; Ascomycota; Sordariomycetes; Hypocreales; Nectriaceae. The transcript is spliced from 2 exons.